Aspergillus oryzae RIB40 is the source of this 378-nucleotide messenger RNA. RefSeq lists its product as uncharacterized. The coding region runs from base 1 to 378 and encodes 125 amino acids. Gene Ontology annotation, molecular function: actin binding. The record is from RefSeq and is a predicted model, not a curated record. The transcript is spliced from 4 exons. Lineage: Eukaryota; Fungi; Ascomycota; Eurotiomycetes; Eurotiales; Aspergillaceae.
AUGUCGGUCCGUCUUGACUCUUGUAGAUGCCAUCGGGCGGAUGAAUGCAUCACCACCUACAAGCAACUCCGUUCCGGAAGAGGGGCGAAAAAGCCAACAUUCGUGAUUUACCGGAUCUCAGACGACCAAACCGCUGUUGUAGUAGAAGAUUCAUCUGCAGAACAGGAUUUCAAGGCCUUCCGUCACAAACUAUGCUCCACGGUGGAUAGCCGUGGCAACCCAGCCCCACGUUAUGCGGUUUAUGAUGUUGAGUAUGACCUUGGAGACGAUGAGCAGCUGCGGAGCGCGCUUGAUGUCAAAUUAUCCAUCCACGCAGAUACACCUGAUGAGAUCGAAUGGAAGACCGUGCUAAGCGUGGCCAGUGGGGGUAAGGCUUGA